CAGGACUAGUCUUACAACAUCCUUGUGUCGCUGUCAAAAUAAUUGUCACUUUUCCUCUUCCAAUUUUUAUAUAUUUUUCUUACUGCAAUUUAACUGGUCACAGUCCAUAACUCAGCCAGCCUGCACACGUUUUCCUGCAAAAGUCUUUGUUCCAUUCUUCUGCUUUUCUUUACCCUUGCACCACGUUUCUUGCAAAAGUCUGAGUGAGACAACCGCCAAUCCUGUACCAAGUCAAGUCAACUUACUCAAACAUAACUUCUGGUACACAGAUCAUUUAAAAGAGCUAAUCUUACACACAUGGUCGUCCAGGCUCCAACCGAAGCAGCAAGCACUCCCAAGUUCUUGUAGUCCUCCACUUCCUAUAAACUCUAGAUAUCAUGUUCUCAAUCUUAUCUCCACUCUGUAUUUUGCUAAUCCUUCCCCUCUUCAUCACCACACCAAUAGCAGCAGCACAAGCAAACAUAACUGAGAUCGACCGCCAGGCCCUCCUUUGCUUCAAGUCCGGCAUCAACUCUUAUGCCCAUGGCACACUAGACCCGUGGAGCAAUGGCUCACUAAACUUUUGCAGCUGGACAGGGGUCAACUGCAGCACAACGUUUCCACCCCAGGUGGUCUCUCUUAACCUCACCUCUGUACAACUCAGUGGGCAAUUAUCUGGAUGCCUAGGCAACUUGGCUCAUCUAUCGUGGAUGAACCUUGCCGAUAAUCAUCUGUCGGGAACCAUCCCUGAAGAGUUGGGUAAGCUUCCAAACCUCCAUACACUGAAUCUUGCCGGCAACAGUCUUCAAGGUAACAUCCCUCUUUCCUUAGGCGCUACCAGUUCUCUUAGCUAUGUCAAUCUUGCAAACAACACGCUUACCGGCGGUAUCCCUCUCUCAUUGGCCAGUAGCUCCUCACUUAGCACACUUAUACUGUCACGUAAUAGCCUCUCUGGAGAGAUCCCUUCUACUUUGUUUGAUAACUCGUCUGAGCUUACUAUGAUUGAUCUCCAGAUGAAUUCUUUCACUGGUGCCAUCCCACCUUUCCAUGAAGCUACAGCUCUCAGAUUUCUUUGCCUGACAGGAAACUUCCUCUCUGGAAGCAUACCUCCUUCAAUAGGAAAUAUUUCUUCCCUCACUUCUAUAUUGCUCGGCCAAAAUAGGUUAUCAGGAUUAAUUCCAGACACUUUGAGUCACAUUACAAAAUUGCUUGAGCUUGAUCUAAGUUUCAACAGCUUAUCAGGGAGUGUCCCGUUGUCUCUUUACAACAUGACAUCACUCAGGUACUUUAGGAUAGGCACCAAUGCCCUUGUUGGACAGAUACCAUCUCACAUUGGUUACUCACUACUAAACCUCCAUUCCCUAAUCCUGGGAAGCAACAGGCUGGAGGGUCUGAUCCCUGCUUCACUAGCCAACAUGUUCAAUCUUCAAAUACUUGAUCUUUCAAACAACUCCUUACAUGGCUCUGUGCCAUCUCUUGGUUCAUUGACAAACUUGCGUCAGUUAGAUUUAGGGAGGAACUUGCUAGAAGCACAUGACUGGUCAUUUCUUACAUCUCUGGCAAGUUGCACCCAGCUGACAAAAUUGUCCUUGGAAGGGAAUGCUCUGAAUGGCAGCUUACCUAUAGCAGUUGUUAAUCUUUCCCCAACACUAGAAGAUUUAUCGCUUGCAUCAAACCAAAUUUCAGGCUCCAUACCUGUUGAGAUUAACAAUCUUGUUAAUCUGACUUCACUUAGGAUGGAAAGCAAUUUUCUUUCGGGAAACAUACCUUCUACCAUUGGGAAGCUGCAAUACCUAUAUAUCCUAAGUCUAUCAAACAACAAAUUAUCAGGUCUUAUCCCUCUCUCGGUUGGUGACAUUACUCAACUAGGCAAGCUUUAUCUUAGUGAUAACAAGUUGACAGGUAACAUACCUGGUAGUUUAGGUCAGUGCAAGGGACUUCUUGAACUCAACUUGUCUCGAAACAACCUCAAUGGGUCAAUACCAGUCAAACUCUUUGCUAACCCUCCAUUUUCCUUGGGUCUGGACUUCUCACACAACAAUCUCACCGGGGAACUACCAUCGGAACUUGGUACACAUGGUGUUGGUGAUGGUCCAACAUCCCUUCAUAUGGAAGUAAACAAGUUUCAUGGGCAAAUUCCAGCAAGAUGGCAGUUAGCAUCAACCCUGCAGAUUAAUCUUUCUCACAAUGACUUAUCUGGUGCUGUGCCUGAAUUAUUUGGGUACCUUCCUAAGUUGGAGCAACUCGAUCUAUCUUACAACAACUUGGAAGGGGCUAUUCCUACAAGUGGGAUCUUUGAGAAUUCUACCGCAGUAGUUUUGGAUGGAAACAAGGGACUCUGUUCGAAUUCCUCGAGGCUAGCAUUACCAAUUUGUCCUGGCAUCUCAUCUUCAGCAACUAAAACAAAGCACCAUAUGUCCUUGCUGGCAACCUCGCUGCUAAUUGUACUACCACCACUUACUAUUGCUUCCCUAUUCUUGCUAUGGUUUCUGCCCGCUCUUUGGAAGAGAGCGGUGUUCUUAUUUUUCCAAUUGGCGGUUGUGUCCAAGAAGAUGUUUCAUUUUGUUACCCAUCACAAGAGAAGAGAAGUGCAUACAGUUCCGCGCAACGAUGAGAAGAAGCUAAAGAGGGUGUCAUAUCAAGACAUUCUUAAAGCUACCAACUGGUUUUCUUCGCUUCAUACUAUCAGCUCAACCUCUACUGGGUCAGUUUAUGUUGGUAGGUUCAAGUUCGACAGGAGAUUGGUUGCCAUCAAAGUAUUCAACUUGAGUGAACCUACCGGAAGUGAUAGUUACUUUAUUGAGUGUGAAGUGCUACGAAACACCCGCCAUAGAAAUAUAAUGUGUCCUGUGACCGUAUGCUCGACACUUGAUUCACAAAAUCAUGAGUUCAAAGCGCUGAUAUUCAAGUUCAUGGUUAAUGGCAGCCUUGACAGAUGGUUACACUCUGAGCAACACAAUGGAAUCCCAGGCAGAGUGCUAAACUUUGGCCAGAGGAUUUGCAUAGCGGCGGAUGUGGCUUCUGCUCUUGAUUAUGUCCACAACCAACUGACGCCUCCUUUGAUCCAUUGUGAUUUGAAGCCAGAGAAUAUCCUUUUGGACGAUGACAUGACCGCGCGGCUCAGUGAUUUCGGCUCAGCAAAGUUUUUGUCGCUGGAUAUGUUUAUUCCUGAAAGCCUGGAUGAUGUUGGAGGAACAGUUGGAUACAUGGCACCCGAGUACGGGAUGGGCUACGAGAUCUCCGUAGGAGCUGAUGCAUAUAGUUUUGGAGUGCUUCUGCUGGAGUUGCUUACCGGAAAACGACCAACUGAUGAUAUGUUUGUUGAUGGACUUACCCUUCCCAUUUUCUCUGAAUCCAUGUUCCCUGAAAGAGUCGCGGAGAUUCUAGAUCCUCGAAUGGGACAUGAGGAGCAUCAAGGGUGUGCAGAAGUAUGGACGCAGAGAUAUAUUGUCCCCCUGAUUGCUCUUGGGUUGUCAUGUACCGUGGAAUCUCCGAAGGACAGACCUGGAAUGAAAGAUGUUUGUGCAAAACUUUCUGCUAUCAGAGACGCUUUUCUGGAACACCGUGAUGACGAUUGAUGGAUAUUUGUGCUCUGUUAGAGCACGCUGAUUCUUUAUUAUUAAGAAUGUAGUAACAAGUAAAGUUCAUUCUUCAUAGUACCCUGUCUAUUUGACAAACUGGAAGAAACUUUGAGGCUUGAGCACAAAGAUAUGAUUUGCAGUGGCAAUAAUUGGCUACAAAAAGAAUCAACUGUUCUUUGUUGUAUAUUUGUUGAAUUAUUUUUAUUUUGACCUUGAGCUGUGUGUAUGGCGAAAUUCUUGUACUAGUUAAUUUUGUAAAGGGCACUAUAUAUAUGAAUGUGUUUUCCUCCC
Messenger RNA from Triticum dicoccoides, 3851 nucleotides. Its product is annotated as probable LRR receptor-like serine/threonine-protein kinase At3g47570. The record is from RefSeq and is a predicted model, not a curated record. Bases 378 to 3557 code for a protein of 1059 amino acids. Gene Ontology annotation, biological process: protein phosphorylation. Gene Ontology annotation, molecular function: protein kinase activity; protein binding; ATP binding. NCBI's taxonomy places the organism in Eukaryota, Viridiplantae, Streptophyta, Magnoliopsida, Poales, Poaceae. The transcript has 2 exons.